GGCCUAUUCGGAUCACCUGUAGAAGGUAUAAAUAGCGUAGCGCGAGAUUCAAAGCAUAGUUUGUUCUAGUUCUCAACGAAGACAACAUCUAAACUCAACCAUCAUGUCUGGACGUGGUAAGGGCGCUAAAUCCAAGAGCAAGGCCAAGAGCCGCUCAUCCCGUGCAGGGCUUCAGUUCCCUGUUGGUCGUGUGCACCGCUUCUUGAAGAAGGGCAACUACGCCGGCCGUGUCGGUGCUGGUGCCCCCGUGUACCUUGCUGCCGUCCUCGAGUACCUGACCGCUGAGAUCCUCGAGCUCGCUGGCAACGCCGCCCGCGACAACAAGAAGAGCAGAAUCAUCCCCCGUCACCUUCAGCUCGCCAUCCGCAACGACGAGGAGCUCAACAAACUUCUUGGUGGAAUUACCAUCGCCCAAGGCGGUGUUCUCCCCAACAUCCAGGCUGUUCUCCUCCCCAAGAAGAAGUAAAUUCUUCAUCUCACCUUGUGAACUCAAACGGCUCUUUUCAGAGCCACCAAACCUCCAAGAAAGAAAUAAAAGAUGAAACUCGUCUCACUUUACUAGACCCAGAUAUUGCAAUAUUCGUACGGUACAUCCCUUCCUCUUCUCUUUAUUAAUGAAGUAACACACCCAGUUACAAAAAGUGCUAGUUUCUGAUUAAAAAUCUAGUUGCAGACUCACACCUACCAUGGAGUUACUAGUAACUACUCCAUGCACCUACUGAUUUUGUUGUCAUAUCUUUCACAUAAAGCCGAAAAAGCCGACAUAAAGUAGAAACGAUAACAUUAAACAUUUUAAUUAAAAAACUUGACAUUAUAUCGUCACAAGUCUUGUUUACAAUAACAUUAUUCACCAUUUCGCAUGGCAAUCAUGCAUCGCCCACAUGACUUUGUCUUUUUAAUUUCAAUGUUUUACAAGUAACAUGACUAACAAUGUAUUAAUAUAUUUUCUCUCUUGUUCAAAAUAAUGUGGGUGGAAUAAUUCCCAUUGUUGAGAGAGCUGAUUGCAGAGAUUAAUAUAGUAGGUCCCCUUUACCAUAUCAUGCCUAUAUCAAAUAUUGUGAUAUAGUGAAAAGGGAUUUCUAAGUAGUUUGACCUAGUAAUUAUGCACUUUUGCUCCUGUAAAAUACUUCCGUUGCAUUUCAGAAACAAAACGUCAUUUUUUUAAAAGAUUAUAAAACGUUUCCGCUUUCCCUAUAAUUACCAUGCGUCUUAAUCCCAGUGAGAGAAUGCGAGGUCAGGUUUUAAGUUGUAAAACGCCCAAAUUUGAAAUGCAUAUCCCCAAAUCCUAAGGCAUGGAAUAACAGUAAUAAU
Strongylocentrotus purpuratus (purple sea urchin) is the source of this 1311-nucleotide messenger RNA. RefSeq names its product late histone H2A.2.2. The transcript has a single exon. Lineage: Eukaryota; Metazoa; Echinodermata; Echinoidea; Camarodonta; Strongylocentrotidae. Gene Ontology annotation, molecular function: protein heterodimerization activity; DNA binding; structural constituent of chromatin. The coding region runs from base 104 to 466 and encodes 120 amino acids. The record is from RefSeq and is a predicted model, not a curated record. Gene Ontology annotation, cellular component: nucleosome.